CAGAAAAAGAAUUCGACGCAGUGCGUUUCGCUAUGUUAGGCUGCAAGGACACCACUCGUGGACAACAUGUCAUCACUCAUCAUGAUCAUCGCAACAGCGACAACAUCAAAGAAAGGACAAAGGAUCGCCUUCAACGAGAUCUAUCUAGUAAGCGAGUUUUGAAGAAGACGAAUAGAUGGGCUUUAGACAUCUUCCAGGAGUGCGGAGACACAUUCGAACUCUCGUUGACACCAGGAGCGGACCUUCCAGGGCCCGACUUUUUGUCUCGUCAUUUUCCUGGAGCCGAUGCAGCAAAGUGCGAGUUUGAGCGUGCUAUCGCUGACGGUAUGCCAGUUCGCGAGUUAGUUGCUCGCUUGUACGGGAUCGAGUUAGAUGAUGAAUUUCUACCGACGUUAGAUCGUUUUCGAGAGGCACAUGUAGAACGUGCUCGCAAGGAACGAGUGCGCGCUACAACUAAGCCGGUAGUACCUGUUAAGGUGCCAAAGGCGAAGGCAAAACCUUCGUCUAAGCCCAACAGACUAGUCGUAGCUUCUUUAUCAUUAGCAGCAACAUCAGCGCAACAAGCUUGCCUCAGCGACAUCGUGAACAAGCUGCCGAACUUUCCUAACAAUUUUCCUCUGACAAAUUCGACAACAUUUACGGAGGCAGCAGAACGCGCUCGAGUUUGUGUCACGAUCGCGAAACGCAAAGCAGCGCAGCUUCGUCUUCCGUCGACCAUCAUACCAGGGGAGGUCGCAGUACGGCACUGGACCGACGAUCGAGGUUUUGGAUACGUCAUCAAGGCGAAGGAGGCCUUCCCGUGUCGUGAUGGACAGAAGAGAAAAGAACUCUGGCUGUCGCAAAAAGUGCUCGGACACCGCAGAGCACUGAAGUAUUGUAUAUGCAGUAUGCACUUCGUGGUAGUUCUGCUGAAGUCAAAUCGAAGAACUUCAAGCUGAAUGCUAGGUAUCAGGACGAGCCUUUCUGUGGCGAUGAUUUACAGUCUUUCGAUGGCGAAUUAGACGCGGUAGCGCCUGUUGUUAAUGAGCCAGAGGAUGUCUCUGCUUUACAAGAUGCUGCAUCAGUAGAAGAGCAGCAACAAGACUCAUCUUCUGCUUCGCCACUUGUUGUACAACAAUCAGCAUCGGACGAACAGAAACUAAGUGACGAGAUUGCAUCUAGUGAACUUCAUCAAGCAGAGCAUGGAGGCAGCAGCAACGCUACAGACAACGACGCAGAUCUUGCAUGUCCUCCAGCUGGUGACGUAUUUCAAGAGAUGCAGCAGGGAUUUACACCUGGUAAGGCAGUGAUCCACAUCGAUCUAGAGGCUAUCGACAUCAAUAUGCAAGAGUUUCUAGAUGCGCAACGUGACUACGUCGAACAACGUGGCAAGCGUGGACUACUCAACGACUUCGCCUGGCUACCACUAGCAAACUACACAGAAAAGAAAAUCUUGCGCAAGCAGACCUUUGACGAGUUCGCGUUUUCCUACAGAGUAUUCGCACCGAAGAAGUAUCGCACAAGCAUCCUUCAAUACUUCCACUGCUCACCACUCGACGCAGGACAUCAAGGUCGCGAUACUACACUAGCAAGGAUCAGACGACAUUUUUUGUGGGAAGGGAUGCGACGUCAAGUUCGUGCUUUCUGCAGAGCAUGCAAGAUUUGCGCACAGAGUAAGCGACGCGCGAUCGUCAGAGCAUAUCCGAGAUCUAGUAUGCUUACGCAUCCUUUUGACUCUUAUGAGAUCGACUUCGUUGGACCUCUAACACCUUGCAUGGAUUUCGUCUACAUCCUCACUUGUAUCUGCCGUUUUAGUGGUUGGAUUUUUCUACGUUGCGUGAAGGAAGCAACUUCGGAGGCAGUGGCGAAAUUUCUCUUCGAGGGUGUGGUCUGUUCCUAUGGACCGUUUCGGGAGCUACGCAGCGAUCGUGGUUCGCAUUUCAUUGCGCAGAUUAUCAUCAAGAUGAGCGAGAUGUUUCAUUUUCGUCACGUUCGAGGUAGUGCAUACAACCCCACAUCUCAGUCACUCAUCGAAAGAACUCAUCGACUUCUUAUCGAGUACCUUCGCAGUUUUCUACUUCAUACAGGAGGUCGCGCUGAUUGGGUUCAGUACGUUAUGCCUUUUCAGUGGGCUUUUUGA
Messenger RNA from Amoebophrya sp. A25, 2119 nucleotides. Lineage: Eukaryota; Dinophyceae; Syndiniales; Amoebophryaceae. The record is from the annotation of a GenBank genome assembly.